CGUCGCCGAAUGAUGACGAUGAAUGACGUCACACAAGGUCGACAACAAAAUCCUUGUCGUCCCAGACGAGAAGUCGAAUGUUUUUCUGUGGUCAACAACCUUUGAACAUGUUUUUUCUGCGGGUUUGGGUCUCGGCCAGCAAACAAGCGGUGUCCAGAAAGCUGUCGAUGGAGUCUGUCCUCACAGGAUGCUCACGGGCGUCCAGUGGAAUGGCGGCAGACAAGGAGCCGCUGAAAAAAGCCAAAACACCACAAGGACGCUUUGACGUUCCUGAAGAGAAAAGCAAAGAUGUUCUAGAAAAGUUUCCUGACAACAUCAACCCUGUAACUAAGGAGAAAGGUGGUCCUCGAGGUCCAGAGCCCACCCGCUAUGGAGACUGGGAGAGACGGGGCCGCUGUGUGGACUUCUAGCUCUGCCUGGAUUGUUGGGAUUUUUGUUGUAUAGUAGUAAAUCCAUGUUACAAAUGUUGCUUCCAUUGUAAGCUUACCGUUUGUGAAAAUGUUUCUCACAUAUGCUCAACUUUAAUAUGAUUUCUGCCAAUUAUGGAGUUUUUUUUGGCUUUUUUCUUUUAAAAACAUGUUCACUGAAAACUAUCCAUUUCUUCCACAAGCUGAGAUUGUUUCAGGCCUUUAGGGGCUAAAAUGGUUUGUUUUAAAAAUCUUUGGAAGAUUUUUUUGUGUUUUCAUAGACAUUAACUGAUUGCUCUUUCCUCCAUUUGUAACCACUUCUGAUAUCAGCCACCUUUAGAACAGUUCAGCGCACUAAUGUCUGACAUAACACUGACAAGAGGAAUUGUCUUUUAAUGCUCAAACUGCUCAUAAAAAGAAAUCCAUCCAUCUUCUGAAUCCUCUUUAAGGUCACAUGGUUGCUGGAGCCUAUCCCAGCUACUGUGGGAGGAAGUGGGGUACACUCUGAACAGGUCGCCAGUCUGUUGGAGGAACAAGAAGAAAUCCCUUUGAUUAAUUAAAUAGAGUCGAUUGAGAAUGGUAAAUGGCGUGUACUUAUGUAGCGCUUUUCUACCUACAAGGCCCAAAGCGCUUUAGAGUCACACACUGGUGGCAGCUCCGCCCCCGAACACUGGCGCCAACCUCCCACCAGAGGCAAGGUGGGGUUCAGUGUCUUGCCCAAGGACACAUCGACUCAUGGGCGUGCAAGGCGGGAAUUGAACCUGCAACCUUACGAUCAUGGGUCGACUGCCCUACUGCUGCACCACGGCUGCCCCCAAAGAAUGAUUGACAGGAGGAACUUCAUUGUUUCAAACCGGAUGGACUGUAAACUUCUGGAUCAUCUUGAGAGAAGUCCUGAUUCGAGGUCGGCCUAAAGGCUUAUUGUGUUUUCCUCUUGUUUGCACACAGACACCUAAUGUACAAAGAUGAGACAUCUAGGAGAUUAAUAAAAAAGAGUUUAAAGAAAAAAGACAGACACCUUGAAAACCUGGCUUUAUUGCAAAAGGUUUUUCCCAAACACCCAACCUACUCUGCAUAACGUACAGCGGUUAACUCUCCAGUAUUUGGAGGCGUUUCUAAUAAACUGCAGACUUUUAGCUUACAUUUAGUCAUCAGUUUUUAUUAUGACGGUUGUAUAGUUUUAACUUACUGUAUUUAUCCACCCCACCUUAAGGGAGGACAAACCCAAAGUGUCCAGGUUUUGCAGUGACUGAAAAAUCUAUCAUGUCUAGACGGGCGUAUAUUUAUGAGAGGAUGAAGGUUCAAUAAAACAAAGUUACUGAUCUGUGAAA
Messenger RNA from Oryzias latipes (Japanese medaka), 1738 nucleotides. RefSeq names its product succinate dehydrogenase complex assembly factor 4 (gene sdhaf4). Gene Ontology annotation, cellular component: mitochondrion. Lineage: Eukaryota; Metazoa; Chordata; Actinopteri; Beloniformes; Adrianichthyidae. Gene Ontology annotation, biological process: mitochondrial respiratory chain complex II assembly. The record is from RefSeq and is a predicted model, not a curated record.